Molecule: messenger RNA, 867 nt
Organism: Parasteatoda tepidariorum (common house spider)
Lineage: Eukaryota; Metazoa; Arthropoda; Arachnida; Araneae; Theridiidae
Gene: ppl
Product: glycine cleavage system H protein, mitochondrial
Biological process (GO): glycine decarboxylation via glycine cleavage system; protein lipoylation
Cellular component (GO): mitochondrion; cytoplasm; glycine cleavage complex
Source: RefSeq, a predicted model, not a curated record
GCGAUUUCAUAAUUUGUUUAUUUAUGAUAUCAGUUUAGUUAUAUUACACUCGUUGAUUACUAAUCACUUGAACAUUUUCGAGUAGUUAUUUCACUCAAAAUGGCUGCUUUAGUCAAGCAUUUGUCAAAAAAUUCUCGUUUAUGUUAUGAAGUAGCUAAAUUAUCUAUUUUAAAGUAUCCAUCUACGAGAUAUUUUUCUCGGACUGCUUUUAUAUUGUCGAAUAGAAAAUAUUCAGAUAAACAUGAAUGGAUUGUAGCAAAUGGAAAUAUUGGUACAGUUGGCGUGUCUCAUUAUGCACAGGAUGCAUUAGGUGAUGUUGUUUACGUGCAAGUUCCAGAAGUUGGUCAAAAAAUUGAAAAAGAUGAGGAAGCAGGGGUUAUUGAAAGUGUUAAAGCAGUAAAUGAAGUAUAUACUCCUGUUGGUGGAACAGUUACAGAAGUAAAUGAUAAACUAACUGAUGAGCCAAGUUUAAUAAAUACAUCUUGCUAUGAAAAUGGUUGGAUGUUUAAAAUAGAAAUUUCUGAUCCAAAAGAAGUCGAUUCUUUAAUGGAUGAAGAAGCUUAUGAAAAGUAUCUAAAAUCAAUACAUUAGAGUAAAUGAGUUUAUUUUAUAAAGAAUACUUAACUUAGUGCAAUUGUUGACUUUAGUUUGAUAUCAGUAUUAGAUGACUUUCAAAAUCAUUAAAAAUUGUUUUAUAAUUUAUGGAAAGUUGUGCAUUUUUUUCUACAUCAUGAAACUUUAGUAUUGUCCAAGCAUUUUUUAUUUCUUUUGAUAAGUUUCAUUAUGUUAAUCCUUACAAAGCUCUCUCAAUAUAUGUGUGUUAUAUUAUUGUUAUAUUUUCAAUAAAUUUUUUUAUGAUUUGUAUAA